AUGGCCGACAGAAAGCCGAAACGGGUCGGAAUCAUCGGCUAUGGCCAUAUCGGGCAAUUCCUAAAAAUCGAAUUGGCCAAACGAAAGGAAUUCGUGGUCCAAAGGAUUUGGAAUCGGACCGAAGACGAGAAGGAAAACGUCUUGCCGCUAACGGAGUUGACAGCCGAGCGAUUGGAGGACAUUGAUUUAGUCAUCGAAGUGGCACAUCCAACAAUUGUGGAGAAUUAUGGCGGGCUUAUUCUUCGGCAUGCCGAUUUUUUCGUGAGUUUUUAAAAGUCUUUAGAAAGUAAUUUAAAAAUUUCAAUUUUUUUGAAAUUGAAAAUUAAAAAAAAAAAAAUUGUUUGCAUUUUGCACAGUGCGAUAAUUUUUUUUUAAUUUUUGCACGUUCGAAGGGUAAAAUACGGUGUCUGUUACAGUUUCUUUCGAAAAAAGAUUUGUUAAUUUUGAAUGAAAAAAAGAAUUUUUUUGUUUGUAACUUUAUACUACGUAUAUCAGAAAUAAAAAACAAUAUUUUUUGCAAUGCGCAUUUUCUAAAAAUUUUGCGAUUUUUAAAAUACGGUUAUUACAUUCUUUAUGAUGGUCUUCAAGGACGUAUUUUACAAAUAAUCUUUGCGGCAAACUUUGGAUUUUCAGAUUGGCUCACCUACGGCGUUGGCUGACAAAACUUUGUUUGAUACAUUACAAGGCUUGCUGAAAGUUCAUCCAGAUCGUGCAGUAUUCGUUCCCUCGGGAGCUUUUUGGGGGUCGAAUGAUGUGAAAAAGAUGGCCGAUCUUGGAACUUUAAAGGUAACGGAAAUAAAAAACAAAAAAAAAAAUUUUUUUAAAAUAUUAUUUAUUAAUAAAAGUUUUUUAUUAUUAAAAGCCAUAAAAAAUCUUUUUUUAUCUAAAUUUGUUUUAUGAUUAAAAAAAACUUUUUAACCAAAAAAAUCCCAAAAAAAAGUAUUUUAGGAGCUCCAAAUCACCAUGAUCAAGCACCCCGACAGCUUCAAAGUUCUCGGUAAAUUAAACGAGCUUAAUAAUCACGCAAAGGAGUCCAAUUCCCCUAUGGUCUUAUACGAGGGGCCUGUCCGACUUCUAUGCCCUCUGGCUCCGAAUAAUGUGAACACAAUGGCAGGUGCCGCCAUUGCCGCUCAUAACCUCGGGUUUGACCGGACCAUGGCCAAGCUAAUUGCUGAUCCAGCACUCAGGGAUUGGCAUAUCGUGGAGUAUGAGUUAAAGGUAGGAAUAUGACUUUAUGGGCGAGAUUUAGAAGGAAUCUGGUUACUGUAAUAUUAUAUAUAUUAGUCUUCCAAGCCUUCCGAAAAAGGAUUUGGCCAAGCCAAGAUAGAGCCUUCAAGAGCACUUAUUUUUCGACGUUCUAGGGGUCUUUUUUGCCUUUCGGAAUAUGCUAUGCAGGCGUUUUUUUGCAACGAAAAUCACUCUAUUAUAAGGUUGUCCCUUGAGCACCCUAAAAUUGCUCGCUGUAGACAGGUUUACAGGGUAAGUAUCCCAAAGUGCGACACUCAGAUUUUGAUGAAAAUUGACGCAAAUUUAGAAUAAUUUUCUCUAGGAUCUAUGGGGGGAAUUCUAGAUUGCGCUUCGCAGAAACAACGGAGAUCUUGUUAGAUCAAAAGUAGGCAAAAAUUUGGUACUUUUUGCCGAGUUCCGGCACAAAACAUACUUAUUUCUACCAUAGAGGGUAAUUUUCUCACAAAAAAUCAAUUUUUUCCGCACGAGACUGUCAAAGCUAUGACAAAAAAUGUUUUUUUUUCUCUGACAGCUCUCAUGUUUAACGUACUCUCUCGACGGUAAUUGCACAGCGCGUGCGAAAACUUCCAGGAAUUGAUAUCUCAUUUAUGCCCGUCGUGUGUGCAAAAUUAAAAAAUAUAUAAGCGUCUCACUUGAGGCACUUCCCUUGUUCUGCAACUGCAACCACGAAAAGAAUUCAACGCACUUAGUACUUCCCAGUACAAGUGUUUAACUUUAGUUUCAUUAUUUUCGUUUUUCUACAUUUUAUAUUAGAACUAAUUUACCACGAUGUAUUUUACAGGGAGAAAAUGGCUUUUGCACGAAACUCCGGAGAGAAAAUCCGGCGAAACGGGGUGCUGUCACUGGAGAUUUCACUUACUUUUCGUUCCUAAGCAGUGUUAUUGGUAAGGAUUUUAAAAAUUUAUUCGAAGAUACACAUGAAAGGUAUUUUACAAUUAUUUUUUUUCAGAAACCCUCUACAAACCUCCGGGCUUCAACAUUUGCUAG
This is a messenger RNA of Bursaphelenchus xylophilus (pine wood nematode), 2235 nucleotides long. The record is from the annotation of a GenBank genome assembly. NCBI's taxonomy places the organism in Eukaryota, Metazoa, Nematoda, Chromadorea, Rhabditida, Aphelenchoididae.